CAUCCGUCACAGCGCUGUUGAACAGGAGGUAAACAUGUACUUUGCUGAGCGUCCAGCUGCUAACUCCACCGUGCCACUGGCAUGGUGGAAAGUUCAUGAGGAGCAGUUUCCACACUUGGCAGUCCUCGCACAGAAGUACCUGUCCACAGUGUCCACUUCCGUACCGUCGGAGCGGGUGUUUUCCGCCUGUGGCCUGCUAGUCGACAAACUCCGUUGUUCGCCCAGCCCUGAGACUGUCGACGCAAUGGUAUUUCUGGCAAAGAAUUCCAUUCUGAAGUCAGUGCGCUCACACGGUGGUGCAGAUCAUGACGGCAUUCCCACACUUCUGCGCCAGGGUCAAGAUGUUGAUGCUGAGCAGUUGGAGCAGCCGCCAUUGCCUGUCUUGACUGUGGCUGACGAAUGAUCCCUGCAAGCGCAAACACUUCACCAUCUGCUGUUGUGUGUUGCCCGUUCGCCAUUCCGUACUUCUUCUUGCCGUUUAUUCUGUGUACUUCAAUAGUACCAUCCGUGACAAUUUGAAUCAAUUUCA
This is a messenger RNA of Sycon ciliatum, 529 nucleotides long. RefSeq lists its product as uncharacterized. Gene Ontology annotation, cellular component: nucleus. Gene Ontology annotation, molecular function: protein dimerization activity. The record is from RefSeq and is a predicted model, not a curated record. NCBI's taxonomy places the organism in Eukaryota, Metazoa, Porifera, Calcarea, Leucosolenida, Sycettidae. The transcript is spliced from 2 exons. The coding region runs from base 35 to 403 and encodes 122 amino acids. Gene Ontology annotation, biological process: regulation of transcription by RNA polymerase II.